GGCAGAGGAGGGAAGUUUCUGAAGCGCACAGCAGCCUGAACUUGCAGCCCUUCAGCACAAUGGAAAACUGCACGGCAACCACCAGUGAGAGCACUAUGGAAUCUUUGGCAAACAGCCUACAGCAAUUAAAAUGCCAUUUCACCUGGAACUUGAUGGAGGGAGAAGAGUCCUUGGAUGAGUUCGAGAACAGAGUGUUCAACAAGUGCGAGUUUCAGAACAAUGAAUUUAAAGCCACAAUGUACAACCUAUCGGCCUACAUAAAGCAUCACAGAGGCCAACAUGCAGCAGCCCUGGAAUUCUUGGGGAAAGCUGAAGAGUCAAUCCAGGAAAAGUAUCAAGACCAAGCAGAGAUCAGAAGUCUGGUCACCUGGGGAAACUAUGCCUGGGUCUACUAUCACAUGGGCCAAUUCGAACUGGCUGAGAGUUACGUGAACAAGGUGAAACACAUCUGUGCAAAGUUUUCCAGCCCCUACAGAAUUGAGAGUCCUGAGCUUGAGUGUGAGGAAGGAUGGGCUCGGUUAAAGUGCACAAAAAAUCAAAAUGAAGGAGCAAAGAUGUGUUUCCAGAAGGCUUUGGAAAAGAACCCAAAGAGCCCAGAAGCCACCUUUGGAUGGGCCAUCGCGAGCUACCGUUUGGAUAACAGGCCACCAUCUCAGAACUCCAUUGAGACCCUGAAGAAAGCCAUGGAGCUGAAUCCACACAAUCAGUAUGUUAAAGUCCUCUUGGCUCUAAAACUUCAAGAGGUGAAUGAAAAGGAUGAAGGAGAGAGCUUAGUUGAAGAAGCCUUAAAGGAAGCUCCAGAUGCAAUGGAUGUAUUGUGCACUGCAGCGAAGUUUUAUAGAAAAAAACCUGACCUAGAUAAGUCUAUAGAACUGCUAAAAAGGGCCUUAAAACACACGCAAGACAAUGCCUACUUGCAUUUCUACAUUGGGUGCUGCUAUAGGUCAAAAAUCCUUGAAACAGGGAACAGAAGACAGAAUGAAAAUGUCUGGGGAAGAGAGGAGUUACAGAAACUAGUAAGACAAGGGGUGGAUCACUUAAAGAAAGUUGAGAAAAAUGAAAAUUUCCAGCAUAUCUGUAGCUAUAUUGCUGCUCUCUAUGCAAUAGCAGGUCAAUAUGAAGAAGCAGACCACUACUUCCAAAAAGAAUUCAGGAAGGAGCUUACUCCUGUGGGUAGACAAUUGCUCCACCUGAGGUACGGCAAUUUCCAAUUGUAUCAAAGGAAAUGCAAGGAAAAGGCCAUCCACCAUUACCUAGAGGGUCUGAAAAUAAACGAGGAAUCAAAGGAGAAAGAAAAGAUCAAAAUCAAACUGCAAAAGAUUGUCCAAUAACGACUUUUCUAAAAAAUGAAGCCGAUUCCGAAGCUUUGCAGAUCUUGGCAUUGCUUCAGGAGUUGAAUGGAGAAAUGCAAAGAGCAGAUGAAGACUCUGGGAGGGAGAUGGACUCAAAGCUUCAUCCCUUCAGACAGAGAAUGAGAUACAGGGACUCGGUGCCCAUAGGGCUUCAGCUGGCACAGGGCUGAAAGCCCUCCACCACAUUGUUAUUCAAAAUAGUUAAAUGACUGGUGUGGCACAGCAUGGACUAAGACACUGGCCAUAGACCUGGAUUGGAGUUGUGGGAGAACUCUGCUGUGCCAUCCACAGCUCAACUCCAUAUUCCUUCUCUCCGUGUCUCUCUCCCUCUCCCUCUCCCCCGCCCCCGACUCUCUCUGCCUUCUUCCUCUUGUUCCCUAGGCAAUACUCAAUGUCAAGUGUCCAUGCAGCAUGAAUUCCAUUUUCCUGUUAACCAUGGUAGAAAUGUUGUUUGAAAAAAAGUGAGAGUAAAGACCAAGUCAAAUCCAGAAGGGGCCUGUCUAGGAGACCAUCAAGCAGCCACAGUUCAAGACUUUCAGGAUGUCCGUGGGAAGAUUCUGCCUCCCAUCUGCCCUCCCUAAAAUUGUAAUACAGCAUGUAAAUAAGAAAAAGGAAUUCUGUACCAAAUGUGUCAUUUAGAAACUGAAAUAUACAGUUCUUUAAGACCUCUGUGGAAAAGCAAAUGUCUCACACAGGAUAAGCAAAAGAGAGAGAAGGGAGUGCUGGUUUCUCUUUGUAGAUUGUAAUCACUGAAAGAAAUAUUUACUAUUGAAACCACUGUUAGGAAAAUUUCUUUGUAAUUGCUUUCUUCAAAAAUGCCUUGCUGAACUCAGGUUUGAGAUGAUAGGAGAGCAGCUGAAUAGAAGAAUAACUUAGUGACUAAAGGCCUAGUGGAAAGUCUUAAGGAAUUAACAUUGACAAUGAAUGGUGGGAUUUUUUUUUCUCCUUUAAGAAAUAUUGCAUAUUAGGUGAUAUAAACACUUCUUUUAACUCUGAAAAUCUUCAUAAAUUUAAGUUUAUAUUAGUAUUUGUGAUUAAACAAUUAAAACGGUAUGUAAAAUUCAACAUUUUUUUAAAUUAAAAAUUUCAACUACUGGAACAAUAGUUCAUGUGUUGAAAAUAUAUAUAUUUGAGAUCAUCAGUGUACACAGUUAAAAUUUCUGAAAAAAAGUCAUAGGUUUUAUUAACAAAUAAAUUUGAGAUUAGUAUUCUGGUUUAUCUGAAAUUUGGUUGUAUCUUAUGUCUUUUUAUACUUAACUUCUGAUAAGUAAAAUAUUGUGCUGAGUAUGAACUGGCCCCAAAUAAGCUACACUAGUCUGAUAUCAUAAUCACAAAUAGAACAGCCUUAGGAGACGAGGGCUUCUAUUUAUACCCAUCACCUGCCACAUGCACACAUGUGCAUACAAACACCCUGCCCCCCACAUUGACAGGGUGUGGGGUGCUGUCCGUUUCUCUGUUCAAUCUUGUGCUUUUUGUCAUAUUCUCUCUUCCAACCUCUAUUAUGAGAGAUGAGGAAGUGUCACUAAUUCUGUUUAGUCCUGGAGGCAAUCCAAAUAUGUGUUGGAGUUUUCCUUAUUAUGUAAAUAAUAGAAAGAGACAUGAAGCCCAAAAGUUUCUCUUCCUUUUCAAAAGCUCUCUAGUGGAAAGUGCAAGCCAUAGAGGCACAAUGAUAAACUCACUCCAUCAGACAAGGGGAAGUUUCAGCUCAUUUUGCCUAAGUAACCGAUUAUUUUGUCUGGUCCCCAGGGAAGAAAACCAGGCGUGUUCUUGAUGAAAGGCAAGACAGAAGACCAUUAAAACCUGUGUGUGCUAAGGAAAGUUUAUCAGGCACGUGUAAUCUUCUUAUUGCAUGUCACAUCACCAAGCCCUUGCUGAAACAGGACCCUGAGAGGGUAAAUGGGGGAAAGGGUAGAGUAAAAAAAUAAAUAAAUAAAAUAAAGGUAUUAUGUCCAACUACAACUAAAAAUUAAAUACUAAAAAAAAGAAUAAGCAUUAUUAAUGUAAAAUGUGCCACCUCUUUGGAAAACCAUUGCAAUCCUCAGGUUGUUCACCAAAUCCAUUCCCAGAUACACACCUAGGAGAAGUGAAAGUUUCCUAGAGGAAACUUGUAUUGAACAUGAAUAUUCAUGACAGUCAAAAAAUUGAACCCAUCAACUAGCAUAUGGCUAUCUUAAAUGUGGUAUAUCCAUACAGUCAAAUUUGGGGGGCAACUAAAACAAGUUAAAUACUUACUGAUACAUGCUAAUAAAGCAUACAUGAACCUUAAAAUCCUUAUUUUUAGUGAAAGAAGUCAGACACACAAAGUAUUAUAUGAUUUUGUUUGUCUAAAGUUGGCAAAAAUAGAUUAGUAGGUGCCUAAGGCUGGGUGUGGGGAAGAUUUAGGAUGAUAGCUAAAGGGUACAGGGUUUCAUUUGGGGAUAAUGAAAAAUCUUCUAGAAUUGUAGAAUUGUAUAUUUUAAAUGAAUGAAUUCUAUGGUGUGUGAAUUAUACUUCAACACAGCUGUGUUGAAGAAAUGAUUGCUCGUUUCAAGUGUAUAAAAUAAGAAAACUUUCUUUUGUCACCUUCUAUUUAUUAUUGCUGCUUUAAAAAAUAUUAUAUAGUGUCUUCCUUAUUGCUAGCCUUUUAUUAUUCUUGCAACCAACCAGUAAAUUGGAUACAUUCUAUAUUCUGUUUUCUGAGUAUGGGUAUAAAAAUAUAGUCCUGUCUGAUUUUGUAUUUAUAUGCCCAUCCCUAGAAAUCAUUCACCUGCAAAUGAACACACAGGAAAAAUUCAAAUGCGGAAAAAAAUGUGACUUGUAAAUAUAAGUUCAAAUGUAUGUGAAUUUAAAAAAGUAUGUUAUAUAAGUUUAAGAAUAAUAUGAAUGUUUAAUUAAUUAAUAUUCAAUUCUUUGAUUGACAAAUAACACUGUACAUAUUUAUCAUAUAUGACAUAAUGUUUUGAAAUAUGUAUAUACUUUGAAAUGACUAAGUCAUGCUAAUUAACAUAUGCGUUACCUCACAUACUUACAUUUUGAGGUGAGAACACUUAAAAUCUACGGUCAGUGAUAUUCAAGAGUACGGCAUGUUGUUACUAAGGAUAGUCACCAUGUUGUACAAUAGAUCUUUUGAAAUAAUUCUUCCUAGCUUACAGAAAUUUUGUUUCCUGUGGCUAACAUCUCCCCAACUCUUACGCCACCAGCUUCUGGUAACCGCCACUCUAUUCUGCCUCUAUGAGUUCAACUUUUUUAUCAACAUAUAAGUAAGAUCAUGUGACACUAUGUUUUUUGUUUGUUUCUGUGCCUGGCUUAUUUCAUCUCCCAUAAUGUCCUCUAGUUUCAUUCAUAUUAUUGCAAAUGAUAAAAUUUUCUUUUUUAAAAAUGUUUCAUACAAAACCCAAUAAGGAGAUAUUCUAAGAGGAUUUUUUUCAAAGAGCCCUAUAAUCAAUUUAGAUUGAUUAAGAGCUGUUUUUCAGGCUGUUUCUGAGGCCUCUGUUUUUCUCUGUUGGAUCUCUGCCAUCUUUGUAAGUUACCAAACUUUGUACCUAUCUAGUGAUUAAAUUGUUUUUUUGUGGGACUGGGGAGUAAAACCCAGAUCUCAUUCAUGCUAAGCAAAUGCUCUACCCCUGAACUACAUACCCAGCCCUAAUGACUACAAUUUUAAAUAAAAAACAACAAGAUCUUUAUUUUCAUUUGUAUUCUUAUGCAUAUAGUAUAGGUAUAUGUUUGGUAUGUUUUGGCAGCAUUUAUAUUAAUAUAGGUGUUUGUAUAUCAUCUAUGUCAUACCAAGCUAAACUAGGGUGAUCACAAAUUGAUAAACUGUUUCUACAAUUUACAUGAUUUUAGUAGAUUUGGUAAAUAAAUAUUAGUAUUCUCCAAGUAGACAUUUCUAUGGGGGUGGAGGUUGCUGGGAUAACCCUGGGGUCUCAACAUAAGCUAAUGGCAUGUUCUGCCACUGAUCUACAACACUCAGCCCUGGUCAGAUUUAUGCACAUUAAAUAUUGUACAAUAUACAGACA
This is a messenger RNA of Marmota flaviventris (yellow-bellied marmot), 5347 nucleotides long. It is a transcript of the gene Ifit2, whose product is annotated as interferon induced protein with tetratricopeptide repeats 2. Gene Ontology annotation, molecular function: protein binding. Gene Ontology annotation, biological process: defense response to virus. The record is from RefSeq and is a predicted model, not a curated record. NCBI's taxonomy places the organism in Eukaryota, Metazoa, Chordata, Mammalia, Rodentia, Sciuridae. Gene Ontology annotation, cellular component: cytosol.